Stegodyphus dumicola is the source of this 640-nucleotide messenger RNA. Its product is annotated as alpha-tocopherol transfer protein-like. NCBI's taxonomy places the organism in Eukaryota, Metazoa, Arthropoda, Arachnida, Araneae, Eresidae. Gene Ontology annotation, molecular function: phosphatidylinositol bisphosphate binding. The record is from RefSeq and is a predicted model, not a curated record. Gene Ontology annotation, cellular component: membrane.
UUUUUUUAUAAUUUUUCAGCCCAUUUAGACUCAGAAAAAUGCACACUUGAUCAUUUUAUGGCUUUGACGUUAAUCAUUUCUGAAAUCGAUAUACGACAAGAGUCUGCGCAAAUUUAUGGAGCUCAUGCUAUUUUGGAUCUGAAAGGUUGUAGUUUGCUACAAUUAGGUCAACUUGCAUCCAUAAAACGUAUAAAGGUAUUUGCCAGUUAUAUACAGGAAAGUUGGCCUGGAAGAAUAAAGGGCUUGCAUGUCAUUAAUGAGCCAUUAUGUGUGCAUUAUCUUUGUCAUUUUCUGCGAUCUCUCUUAUCUGAAAAAUUAAGAGAAAGAUUUCAUGUAUACGGUGAUGAUAUAAAAUCUCUGCAAAAGUAUAUUAGUCCAGAUGUCCUUCCUGCAGAACUCGGAGGAACUGCCGAGCCGAUCAACGAUUGUGAAUACAAGUCUUACAUUCUGAAUCAAGAACCUUACUUUGAGAAACUCAAUCAAUAUGGUUUCAGAAGCAAUUUUGUAAUCGAUGAAACUAUUUAAUAUAUUGCUUUUAAUUCCUUUCCAAUAUUCCCCAUUUUUGUGAAUAAUUAUGUAGCUCAAAUUUUGUAUAAUGUAAAAUUUGUAUUUUGUAAAAUAAAUGCUACACAAAAAAGAA